Messenger RNA from Colletotrichum navitas, 596 nucleotides. RefSeq lists its product as uncharacterized. Bases 154 to 321 code for a protein of 55 amino acids. The transcript is spliced from 2 exons. Lineage: Eukaryota; Fungi; Ascomycota; Sordariomycetes; Glomerellales; Glomerellaceae. The record is from RefSeq and is a predicted model, not a curated record.
CUCUCUGUGUGUGUGUAUCUGCGUUGCAUACUGCAUACUGCUCGACCACCCGUUGCAAGGUUGGGCCGUCUUGCUGACGGCCGGGGACCUGUUGGCCUAUAGCUCGGCCUCGGCCUCUGUGGCCGACUGCUGGAGUCUGUGUGGGUGUGCGGCAUGGCAAUACUGUGCUGUUCACCACCUCGCUUGCAUCAGUCGCCGACAGCGAGGCCUGAUGGUCCCGUACCGCGUGCAGUCUCAGGAUUUCCCGAGACAGGUUCACGUCAGGCCAGCCCCUCUCUCGUUUCCUGCAGCAGAAUCAACCGAGCCGUUUUUGGCAUGUAGGGUAAGAGGGAAGACGUGAAGGGAAUGCACAUGGCCCAAAUGGGAGCACCUAUAAGCUGAUGAAGGUCUUCGUGGCAGACGGCUUGGGCCAGGGGGAUCAUGCACCUAGUCGGAUUGGCACACGCCGGCGCAACCGCGGAAGGGAAAGAGACUUUCCUAGCAUCAGUAGUGACAACUGGCAAUGGGGGCGAUGAAGGGGUUCAAAGAGGGGAAGACGAAUGGGAAUGGGUGGACGACAAGAUGGAGGGAUGGACGGACAGUGAAGCGGACGUGGA